GCGCAUUGAUGUAGCGUGGGAAACUUUUCCCAUUUCCUCAAAAGUAUAUCUGCCGUUGCCGAAUGUUAGCGGCACAUCUAUCUGCAGGUUGAAUAUGGGUUUGCUGUCAAUCCUUCGAAAGCUAAAGAGCACACCUGAUCAGGAGGUUCGGAUCUUGUUGUUGGGUUUGGACAACGGAGGAAAGACCACGCUACUGAAACAACUUGCCUCUGAGGACAUCAGUCACAUCACUCCCACACAGGGCUUCAACAUAAAGAGUGUUCAGUCUCAGGGUUUUAAGCUGAAUGUGUGGGACAUCGGGGGACAGAGGAAGAUCAGACCCUACUGGAGAAACUACUUUGAGAACACUGACGUGCUGAUUUACGUCAUCGACAGUGCGGACAGAAAAAGAUUUGAAGAGACGGGACAGGAGCUGGCUGAGCUGUUGGAUGAGGAGAAGCUGAGUGGGGUUCCAGUGCUGAUCUUUGCCAACAAGCAAGACCUGCUGACGGCUGCCCCAGCUUCUGAGAUCGCUGAGGGACUCAACCUGCACACUAUCCGGGACCGCGUCUGGCAGAUCCAGUCCUGCUCCGCCCUCACUGGAGAGGGGGUACAGGACGGAAUGAACUGGGUCUGCAAGAGUGUCAAUGCUAAGAAGAAGUAGCACAGCGGUCUGCUUUCUCAUACACACCCUAAGCCUGUGGGAGGACGGGUUGUACCUGUGAAUGUACACACUAAACAUGGACUUGAAGAAAGUUUUUAACUGCCUUGCUGGUCACUACACAUUGUUUACUAAACUACAAUUCUCGCUAGAACUACAACUUCCAUUGUUGCUCUUCAAAAUUGAGUAUUUGUAUUUGCGGGUACAAAGGGAAGGAAACCCAUCCCAGGAGACCCACCAGCCUAACCAUAUGACCUCCACCCUGUUAAGAAAUUCCGCCCCAGGACAUUCCAGACCUUUCUACUGUCCUUCACCACAACACCAGCCUCUCUUCCCUCUCUCCUAGCCUGGGUACCAGUCCGUUUGUCUUAUAUUCCACUCCUUGUACUCUGUCAUACUGUAUGCCAAAGCAUAACAGGAGUGGCAAGGAGUGGAAUGAUAGCAAAACAGACUGUUACCCAGACUACCUCUCUCCCCCUCUCAUUCAAUCUCUUUCUCUCCUCUCUUUCCACAUUUUUUCUUAUUUGUACAGUUUGCUCAGUUUUUUAUUCCAUGCUCCAAGCUCUUUUCUCGCUGCAGUUCUGUUGGAAGUAGGGUAUAUUUAUGUAAUUCUCUAUUUAUGGUGAAGUAGUGUAAUUUGCUUACAAAUAACGGAUACGGUGUGUGGUUACUGGUUUACUAGGAUGACAGGGCAACAUUGUAUACUGUGAUUUACUCCCCUGUGAAAAGGUUACGUGUGUUAAUAUGUAUAAAAAAAAAACACUAGUGCAACUCUGAAAUGGCACUCUGUUCCCUAAAUAAUGAACUAGAGUCGACCACAGCCCAUAUGAGUAGAGCCCUAUCUAGUGAAUAGUGUGCCAUUUUGGACAAAGCCUAAUAAAUCAAAUGGAAAAAGACUACA
This is a messenger RNA of Salvelinus namaycush (lake trout), 1541 nucleotides long. Its product is annotated as ADP-ribosylation factor-like protein 3. NCBI's taxonomy places the organism in Eukaryota, Metazoa, Chordata, Actinopteri, Salmoniformes, Salmonidae. Gene Ontology annotation, biological process: cilium assembly. The record is from RefSeq and is a predicted model, not a curated record. Gene Ontology annotation, molecular function: GTPase activity; GTP binding. Gene Ontology annotation, cellular component: microtubule cytoskeleton; cytoplasm. The transcript has 6 exons. The coding region runs from base 95 to 643 and encodes 182 amino acids.